Molecule: messenger RNA, 1620 nt
Organism: Knipowitschia caucasica
Lineage: Eukaryota; Metazoa; Chordata; Actinopteri; Gobiiformes; Gobiidae
Source: the annotation of a GenBank genome assembly
AUGAGGUUCCUGGUCUGUGCGGUCUGUCUGCUGCUGCCCGGUGCCGCGGCGCAGUCCGAUGUGUGUGGGAUUGCGACCAAAAACAGCCGGAUUGUCGGAGGCCAGGCUGCACCUGAUGGAGCCUGGCCCUGGCAGGUCAGUAUCCACAGAGGAGGAGGUCACUACUGUGGAGGCUCCCUCAUCAACAACAUGUGGGUGCUGAGCGCGGCGCACUGCAUGAGUGGUGAUGCCAGUGAAUACUCUGUGUUCAUCGGGCGUCAAAGCCAAAAGGGCCCCAACCCCAACGAAGUGAGUCGCACCAUCACUCAGUUCAUCAACCACCCGGACUACAACGAGGCCACCGUCGAUAACGACAUGUCACUGCUCAAGCUGUCCUCCUCCGUCACCUUCACAGACUACAUAAAGCCUGUGUGCCUGGCGGCCUCCGGCAGUGCCUUCCACAGUGGCACAGACACCUGGAUCACAGGCUGGGGGAGCAUCAAUUCUGGAGUUCCUCUGCCGCCGCCACAGAACCUGAUGGAGGUGGAAGUGCCCAUCAUCGGGAACAGACAGUGCUUUUGUAACUACAACUCAAGAGACAUCCGUAUCACAGACAAUAUGCUGUGUGCGGGACUGAGCGAGGGAGGCAAGGACUCCUGCCAGGGGGAUUCUGGGGGUCCUCUGGUGAGAAAACAAAAUGGCCGCUGGAUCCAGGCUGGAGUGGUGAGCUUCGGAAUCGGUUGCGCUCUGCCUGAUUUACCUGGGGUCUAUGCCCGAGUGUCCCGCUAUGAGGCCUGGAUAAACAAUCACAUCACAGCCAACCAGCCCGGCUUCAUCGCCUUCAGCUCCUCUGGCACCGACAGCGAUCAGAGCGUCACCUGCCCUUCUCUUCCAUCAACUAACACCACUACUACACCACCCAACACCAUCGACAUUGCUGCAGUGUGUGGGAUGGCACCCAAAAACAGCCGGAUUGUCGGAGGCCAGGCUGCACCUGAUGGAGCCUGGCCCUGGCAGGUCAGUAUCCACAGAGGAGGAGGUCACUCCUGUGGAGGCUCCCUCAUCAACAACAUGUGGGUGCUGAGCGCGGCGCACUGCAUGAGUGGUGAUGCCAGUAAAUACUCUGUGUUCAUCGGGCGUCAAAGCCAAGAGGGCCCCAACCCCAACGAAGUGAGUCGCACCAUCACUCAGUUCAUCAACCACCCGGACUACAACGAGGCCACCCAAGAUAACGACAUGUCACUGCUCAAGCUGUCCUCCUCCGUCACCUUCACAGACUACAUAAAGCCUGUGUGCCUGGCGGCCUCCGGCAGUGCCCUCCACAGUGGCACAGACACCUGGAUCACAGGCUGGGGGGACAUCAAUUCUGGAGUUCCUCUGCCGCCGCCACAGAACCUGAUGGAGGUGGAAGUGCCCAUCAUCGGGAACAGACAGUGCUUUUGUAACUACAACUCAACCAUCCGUAUCACAGACAAUAUGCUGUGUGCGGGACUGAGCGAGGGAGGCAAGGACUCCUGCCAGAUGCCUUUGGACAAGAGCACUAAACAAGAGGAAGCAGUGGUCAGUCAAUUUCAAUAUUCUGCUCUUGACAGCAGUAACUUCUUUCAAGGACUUUACAUGUUUAUUCUAAAGCUGCGUUGA